Molecule: messenger RNA, 3633 nt
Organism: Pimephales promelas (fathead minnow)
Lineage: Eukaryota; Metazoa; Chordata; Actinopteri; Cypriniformes; Leuciscidae
Gene: gab2
Product: GRB2 associated binding protein 2
Biological process (GO): signal transduction
Cellular component (GO): cytoplasm
Molecular function (GO): transmembrane receptor protein tyrosine kinase adaptor activity
Source: RefSeq, a predicted model, not a curated record
AACAAACAGCAGACAAACAACAGUACUUCCUACAUCUUCGUUCAACUCGAGCGUUAUCUCGCGUCAAGCGUCUCUCUCGCGCGUAGUGUUUACAGUGAGUCCUGCUGAGCUCAGAGGACGCGCGUCCCAUCACUAAAUGACGCGCCGCAGCGCUGCAGAUUUACAUCCACUCCACAGUUCGACACGCGUUCAACAUAGAUGGACCCGCAUCAUCUGAGGACUUCAGAGUGAUAUUACUGUUGUGCUUGUGUUUUUCCCUUUCCUUUUCGUAAAAUGAGCGGAGGGGAAAUCAUCUGUCAGGGAUGGUUGAGAAAGUCGCCACCCGAGAAGAAGCUGCGGAGAUAUGCCUGGAAGAAGCGCUGGUUUAUCCUGCGGAGCGGGCGCAUGAGUGGAGACCCGGAUGUUCUCGAGUACUACAAGAGUGACCAUGCCAAAAAGCCCAUUCGCAUCAUCGACCUGCACUGCUGCGAGCAGGUGGACGCGGGACUCACCUUCAAACGCAAAGAGUUCCAGGACAGCUUUGUGUUCGACAUCAAGACGGCCGAGAGGACCUUCUACCUGGUGGCCGAAACGGAGGAGGAGAUGACCCGCUGGGUUCGCUCUAUCUGCCAGCUGUGCGGAUUCAACCAGUCAGAGGACAAUCAUCACGAUGAGAGAUCAUCCACCACCCACAUUUCCCGCUCCUUGGCUAAUGAUCUGGGUGGCUCUCUGGCUCCACUGAUUGGUGAACGUAAAACGUCUGUUCCCGCCCACUCCAGCCAGCCAAUGCUGUUCACAUUCGACAUACCUAUACGCCACUCCCAUAGUCCUCUGUCUAACAGUGCUCCUCAGGACUACCUCUUCCUCCAUCAAUGCAUGAGCCGCAAAAGUGAGAGUGCACGGAGUGCGAGUUUCUCGCAGGCCUCGCGCGGCAGUCUUCUGGUGGGCAGUGACUCUGCGGUUCAGAGACUCUCUCAUGGUUUCUCUCACUGUCUGAACGGGAUGGGCGCCCAGCUUCACGGUUUCUACAGUUUACCCAAACCCGGCAAGCAUCAGCAGGCCCCCUUGCGGACUGACUUGCGUGACGCCUGCUAUGUCGUGCCCAGGGGUUACAGCUCCGAAGGGCCAUCAGAGCUUGACUCUGAAGACGUCUACACUUACAAGACCCCCAAUAACACUCUAGCAGCCCCUCAAACCAAUGAGCAGCGGGCCCUCGACAACUACGAUUCACCUAGCAAUCCUGGCUCUGUGUACCAGAUCCCGCGCACGUUUGAUAAGAACCACAACGCCCUGAUGCCGUCCAGUGCCGACUCCACAAACGCACCUCCUCCCAGACCUCCCAAACCCAGCCAGGGCUCAGAGACACGGUGGGGCGUCCCUCAGAACGGAGAGGUCUCCACGGUGUCCGUCAUCCCGAGGAGGAACACACUGCCGGCGGUGGAGAACAUCAAGCUUCACAGGGGAUCUUCUUUUGAGACCAGCAGUCACCAGAGGCCAGUCUACUUCAACAACUCUGGUCAGUCGGUGGAGUCUGUAAAUGAUGGCUUCAGCUCUUACCUGAGAACUAAAGCCCCAUUGACCCGCUCCGAUAGUGCCGGCUCUGAGGAUAACUAUGUACCCAUGAAUCCCGGCUCGUCCUCCUCCCCUCUCAGUGCCGCCCUGGCUGACAGUCCUAAAAAUAAUUACAUUCCCAUGAGCCCAGGUCCUCACCAUUUUGACUUCCCAGGAUUCUCAGCGACGUUGCCGGCCAGGAAAGGCAGCACAGCGUCACUAUGUCUCCGACCCGGCCAACUCAGUGACGUCACGCCGCCACCAAUCAACCGCAACCUUAAACCGAACCGGACAGCAAAACCAACACCUCUUGACUUAAGGAACAAUGGCAUCAUUGAUGAACUUCCCUUCAAGAGCCCCAUCACCAUGUCUUGGACAAGACCAAUGCCUUUGAACUCCAUCUCGUCACAGCACUGUCGGCCCAUCUCAACCCAGAGCAUCACCAGCACUGAUUCUGCGGACAGUGAGGAGAACUAUGUGGCAAUGCAAAACCCAGUGUCUACCUCCCCAGCGAUGAGUGGUACCAGCAGUCCUGCACCCAGGAAUUGUGGUAAUGUGGACUAUUUGGCCCUGGACUUUCAGCCUGGUUCCCCUAGCCCACACAGAAAGCCGUCCACCUCUUCAGUGACCUCAGAUGAAAAAGUGGACUACGUCCAAGUGGACAAAGAGAAGACACAGGCCCUUCAGAACACCAUGCAGGAGUGGACAGAUGUGCGACAGUCAACCGAGCCGGCUAAAGGCAUCAAGUCCUGAUGAUGUCACUCGAUGAUGUUCCUCCCUGUCACUCGAAAUGUUGUUACACCGUGAUCCAAGGUGGUUUGCCUGGGACAAAAUAGCGAAUGAUGCACCAACUAAAGCCAUAGAUCCUUUCGAAGACAAAACCCCCACUGAACCCCCUGGACCGCCAUGCCAUGCAUGUUAGACUUUUCAAAGUUCAGUGCAACGAAACUUUAGCUACUUGCUCUCUGUGAGUGUAAGCGAAGAACUAUAAGUAGUGAAUCUUCUGUGGUAUUUGACAUGUGGGAAAUCAUAUUUAAAACUAGUUAAUGGUAACGUGUGCAAAACAUUCAAUGUUGAAAUACUUUCAUUACUGCUUAAAAGUCUGAGACACUUAAAGUUGCUUUUCCACCGGUUGGGCCGAAUGGUUCUAAGAAUGGUAAGCAACGGUUAUAAUUUCACUUCUGCUUGGUUUGGUACGGAACGAUUACGAACCAUUCUCGGCGAACAAGUUUAAAACACAAAUAUCUGAUCAUCCUCCAUGUGGUCGCUAUUUACAUCUCAUAUCGUCGGUAAACUCAAGGCAACGACUGACGCGUUUGUAUUACAUUCCAAAGAGCUCUGUUAUCAGCCCCACAGUGGAAAAUGAAACCAUAUCUGUACCGGCGGGCCGGAUCGGCAUGGAAUGGAACGCUUAAGCAACGAGAACUGUUUUGACCGAUGAUGGAAAAGCGGUUUAAGUCAGCCAUUUGUAGUUUGAUCCCCUGUGAAAAAUGUAUACUCUGUGACUCUAUCAUUGCUCUGUUCGUUUGAGUAUCCCAACCCAGCCUGACAUUGCUACAUUGGCUCAACCAAUGCCGUUAGUUUGGCCAAUAGCAUACAGGUCGAGUGUUCAGAGAACCUCAAAUCUGUUUGGUGGCACUAGUUGUGCAGAAAUUACACACUUUCAACUCUGACAGUGUUACAAAAGCAGAAUAGCACUUCAAACAAAGGAUUUUCUGAAAUCAUGGAGGUCUGCCUUGCCAUUGCAAUUUUUUAUAGAUUCAUCAAAGAGAACUUUCCUUGUUUUCCAAUUUUUAGUCAACCAAUGUAGGAAAAGUUAGAAAGAGACUCUUUCUGUAGUUUUUGUAGUUUUUGCAUUAAGAGAUUUAGGUGUUUUCACACUUGGUCUGACAAUGAGUAUUGGCUUAUAUGUGAUUGCACUCUUAAAACUGCUGGGUUAUUUCAACCCAAAUUUGGGUCAAAUAUGGACAAACCCAAAGCUUGGUUCACAUGAGUAUUGGGUUAUAUGUGAAUGCACUCUUAAAAAUGCUAGGUUAUUUCAACCCAAAUUUGGGUCAAAUAUGGACAAACCCAAAUGUUGGGUUAAAAAUGUAAUUAAAAAAU